This is a messenger RNA of Arabidopsis arenosa, 5057 nucleotides long. NCBI's taxonomy places the organism in Eukaryota, Viridiplantae, Streptophyta, Magnoliopsida, Brassicales, Brassicaceae. The record is from the annotation of a GenBank genome assembly.
GUCAUUUUUAUCCUGUGGCUCUGCGUGCGUAUUCUCAGGUCAUAACUUCGGAUAGCUUGAGUUACACCAAAAACAUGGCGAAAAAGAAGAAUCCACAGGUUUUUAUGGAUGUAUCCAUUGAUGGAGACCCAGCUGAGACUAUGGUUUUUGAGCUUUUCCCUGAAGUCGCUCCCAAAACAUCAGAGAAUUUCCGUGCACUAUGCACAGGGGAGAAAGGCAUUGGAUCCAGAAGUGGAAAACCUUUGCAUUACAAAGGAUCCUUUUUCCAUAGAAUACUGCAAGGUUCCUCAGCACAGGAUACAGGUCUGAUCGCCACACCUGCUUUUCAUGCUGGUGACUUUGUGAAUCGAGAUGGUACUGCUGGGGAAAGCAUAUAUGCCGGAAAAUUUCCAGAUGAGUCACCAAAACUAAGGCAUGAAGAGCCUGGUCUUUUAUCAAUGUCUGUUGCUGACCGUGACAAGUUCGGAUCACACUUUCAUAUUACCUUCAGGCCAAAUCAGCAGCUUGAUAGAAAUAAUGUUGUUUUCGGAAAGCUAAUUCAAGGGAAAGAGUUACUAAAAAAAAUUGAACGUGUGGGGGAUGAGGAAGGUAAACCUACUGUCACCGUGAAGAUAAUCCGUUGUGGAGAAUAUUCUGGAGAUAAGAAGAAAAGUGAUGGUCGAAAAAAUGCAAAGCACAAGAAGUAUUCAAGAGAGAGAAGAAAGAAGAGGCGAAGACACUCUUCAUCUGAGUCUGAGAGCUCUUCAGAUUCUGAGGCAGAUUCCUCAGAAUCUGAUAGUGAGUCAGAUUCAGAUUUGUCUUCACCUUCCGACCUUAGUUCCCCGAGCCAUGAAAGGCAGAAGAAGAGAAAAAGAAGUUCAAAGAAAGACAAGCACAGGCGGUCUAAACGGAGAGAUAAGCGCCAUGAGAAAAAGCGGAGGAUCCAUGAUAAGAGAUCAAAACGCAAAUCAAGAAGGUCCCCAGACAGUCUUACAGGUGAAGACAGUAAUAGUGGAAGUGAAGCAAGUCUUAGUGAUGACAAUGUUGAAAUUGGAGCAAAAAAGAGGAAACCCAGAGUCUCUCGUAGAACAGGUAAUUCUGCACCAGCGGUGGAAAAAGGAGCUGAACCACUUCACCAGGGCAAAAGGGAGGGACCAGAUUUGCUUGAAAACAGAAGGCUGAGAAGUAAUGGAAUUUCAGAUGCUGCGUCAGAACAAAUUUCUGAUAGGCAACCUGAUAUUGUUGAUGAUCAUCCUAGUAAAUCUAGGAGCCGGAGCUUGAGUCCUAAGAGGACAGUGAGUAAGAGUAUGAGUGUUAGUCCCCGGAGGAGUCAGAGUAAGAGCCCGAGUUCAAGUCCUAGACGGAAUGGGGGCAGAAGUCCUGCUAAAGGUAGCCGCCAAGUGAAGAACUUGACAAACAGUAGAAGAGAAAGCCCAGGGAGUGAGGAAAAGGGCAGGCAUGUUAGAAGGAGCCCAACCAAAAGUGUUAGUAGAAGUCCAGUGCGGAUGAAAAGGGAAAGAGAUAUUAGUAGAAGUCCAGUGCGGGAAAGAGAUAUUAGUAGAAGUCCUUCAAAGAGUUUAAGCAGAAGUCCAUUGAGGAGCCCCAAAAGGGUCAUCAGCAGAAGUCCAGUGAGAGGUAGGAUUGCCAGAAGCCCUUGCAGGAGUCCUGUAAGAUCUGCAUCUCGUGGAAGCCUUGGGAGGGGCCCACUAAGAAGAUCAUCAAGAAGAAGAAGUUUGUCAAGAAGUGCUUCUCCUGAUGGGCGCAUAAGGAGAGGGAGAGGAUUUAGCCAGAGAUUCUCAUACGCCCGUAGAUACAGAAAUAGUCGAUCUCCUUAUCGCUUUAGUGAUAGGAGCGACCAUGACAGAUUUCGAAGUCACAGAAGGUUCUCGCCAAGACGGUUUAGAAGCCCACUAAGAGGAAGAACACCUCCAAGGUAUAGAAGAAGAAGCCGCUCUGUAUCGCCUGGUCCCCGUUAUCGCAACAGGCGGUACAGCCGCAGCCGCAGCCCUAUCCGUAGCCGAUCUCCACCAUACAGAAAGAGAAGGUCGCCAUCUGCUAGCUACAGCCUGAGUCCAUCGAGAUCAAGAUCAAAAUCAUACUCAAAAUCUCCCAUUGGGACGGGGAAAGCAAGAUCAGUGUCAAGAUCACCAUCCAAGGCAAGUGCCGGCUUGGUUGCUGGAUCCUACCGGAGAAACGAGCUUGUUCGGAUCCGACAUGAAUCUGAUGGCGGGACCAAACCUUUGAAGAAUAUGAAUGGCCAGAUAUGUCAGAUCUGUGGUGAUGAUGUUGGACUCGCUGAGACUGGAGAUGUAUUUGUCGCUUGUAAUGAAUGUGCCUUCCCUGUGUGUCGGCCUUGCUAUGAGUACGAGAGAAAAGAUGGAACUCAGUGCUGCCCACAAUGCAAGACUAGAUUCAGACGACACAGGGGGAGUCCUCGUGUUGAAGGAGAUGAAGAUGAGGAUGAUGUUGAUGAUAUCGAGAAUGAGUUCAAUUACGCCCAGGGAGCUAACAAGGCGAGACACCAACGCCAUGGUGAAGAGUUUUCUUCGUCCUCUAGACAUGAAUCUCAACCAAUUCCUCUUCUCACCCACGGCCAUACGGUUUCUGGGGAGAUUCGCACGCCUGAUACACAAUCCGUGAGAACUACAUCAGGUCCUUUGGGUCCUUCUGACAGGAAUGCUAUUUCAUCUCCAUAUAUUGACCCACGGCAACCUGUCCCUGUAAGAAUCGUGGACCCGUCAAAAGACUUGAACUCUUAUGGGCUUGGAAAUGUUGACUGGAAAGAAAGAGUUGAAGGCUGGAAGCUGAAGCAGGAGAAGAAUAUGUUACAGAUGACUGGUAAAUACCAUGAAGGGAAAGGAGGAGAAAUUGAAGGGACUGGUUCCAAUGGCGAAGAACUCCAAAUGGCUGAUGAUACGCGUCUUCCUAUGAGUCGCGUGGUGCCUAUCCCAUCUUCUCGCCUAACCCCUUACCGGGUUGUGAUUAUUCUCCGUCUUAUCAUCUUGUGUUUCUUCUUGCAAUAUCGUACAACUCACCCUGUGAAAAAUGCAUAUCCUUUGUGGUUGACCUCGGUUAUCUGUGAGAUCUGGUUUGCAUUUUCUUGGCUUCUUGAUCAGUUUCCCAAAUGGUACCCCAUUAACAGGGAGACUUAUCUUGACCGUCUCGCUAUAAGAUAUGAUCGAGAUGGUGAACCAUCACAGCUCGUUCCUGUUGAUGUGUUUGUUAGUACAGUGGAUCCAUUGAAAGAGCCUCCCCUUGUUACAGCAAACACAGUUCUCUCGAUUCUUGCUGUGGACUACCCAGUAGAUAAAGUAGCCUGUUAUGUUUCAGAUGAUGGUUCAGCUAUGCUGACCUUUGAAUCCCUUUCUGAAACCGCUGAGUUCGCCAAGAAAUGGGUACCGUUUUGCAAGAAAUUCAACAUUGAACCUAGGGCCCCUGAAUUCUAUUUUGCCCAGAAGAUAGAUUACUUGAAGGACAAGAUCCAACCUUCUUUUGUUAAAGAGCGACGAGCUAUGAAGAGAGAGUAUGAAGAGUUUAAAGUGAGGAUAAAUGCUCUUGUUGCCAAAGCACAGAAAAUCCCUGAAGAAGGCUGGACAAUGCAGGAUGGUACUCCCUGGCCUGGUAACAACACUAGAGAUCAUCCUGGAAUGAUACAGGUGUUCUUAGGCCAUAGUGGGGGUCUGGAUACCGAUGGAAAUGAGCUGCCUAGACUCAUCUAUGUUUCUCGUGAAAAGCGUCCUGGAUUUCAACAUCACAAAAAGGCUGGAGCUAUGAAUGCAUUGAUCCGUGUUUCUGCUGUUCUUACCAAUGGAGCAUAUCUUUUGAACUUCCCACAACGUUUUGACGGUAUUGAUUUGCACGAUCGAUAUGCCAACAGGAAUAUAGUCUUUUUCGAUAUUAACAUGAAGGGCUUGGAUGGUAUCCAGGGUCCAGUAUAUGUGGGUACUGGUUGUUGUUUUAAUAGGCAGGCUCUAUAUGGGUAUGAUCCUGUUUUGACGGAGGAAGAUCUUGAACCAAAUAUUAUUGUGAAGAGCUGUUGCGGGUCAAGAAAGAAAGGAAAGAGUAGCAAGAAGUAUAACUAUGAAAAGAGAAGAGGCAUCAACAGAAGUGACUCCAAUGCUCCACUUUUCAAUAUGGAGGACAUCGAUGAGGGUUUUGAAGGUUAUGAUGAUGAGAGGUCCAUUCUAAUGUCCCAGAAGAGUGUAGAGAAGCGUUUUGGUCAGUCACCUGUAUUUAUUGCGGCAACCUUCAUGGAACAAGGCGGCAUUCCACCAACAACCAAUCCCGCUACUCUUCUGAAGGAGGCUAUUCAUGUUAUAAGCUGUGGUUACGAGGAUAAGACUGAAUGGGGCAAAGAGAUUGGUUGGAUCUAUGGUUCCGUGACGGAAGAUAUUCUUACUGGGUUCAAGAUGCAUGCCCGGGGUUGGAUAUCGAUCUACUGCAAUCCUCCACGCCCUGCAUUCAAGGGAUCUGCACCAAUCAAUCUUUCUGAUCGUUUGAACCAAGUUCUUCGAUGGGCAUUGGGAUCUAUCGAGAUUCUUCUUAGCAGACAUUGUCCUAUCUGGUAUGGGUACCAUGGAAGGUUGAGACUUUUGGAGAGGAUUGCUUAUAUCAACACCAUCGUCUACCCUAUUACAUCUAUCCCUCUUAUUGCGUAUUGUAUCCUUCCCGCUUUUUGCCUCAUCACCGACAGAUUCAUCAUACCCGAGAUAAGCAACUACGCGAGUAUUUGGUUCAUUCUACUCUUCAUCUCAAUUGCUGUGACUGGAAUCCUAGAGCUGAGAUGGAGCGCAAUUGCCACAAAUGUCACCAUUGCUGAAAUUCUCAAGAGCAAUGGACUCGCAGUCGAGAAGAGGCAUUAUGACUUCAAUGGUGGACUUGAUUCUGGAGAUUGGAAGACCUGUUCAGAAACCAAAGCCAAAGGCAUUUGCAAAUGUUUUCAUGUAUUCAGGAUCAUCAAUGGAUAUGAUGGUGUGAGUGUUGAUGUCUUCGGGUGAAUUUGUCCUCUUGUUUUGUCUCACCCAUUAGUACAAAUAGAAUGACAUUUGUUUUUGCUUUAACAAAAUCUUUGUCAUUAU